Penicillium nucicola is the source of this 570-nucleotide messenger RNA. RefSeq lists its product as uncharacterized. The coding region runs from base 1 to 570 and encodes 189 amino acids. The transcript has 2 exons. The record is from RefSeq and is a predicted model, not a curated record. Lineage: Eukaryota; Fungi; Ascomycota; Eurotiomycetes; Eurotiales; Aspergillaceae.
AUGCGCUUUCUACACAUCAUCUUUAGCGCUUUGUCGCUCCUGGCGUCCGUCAAUGCCUCCUCUUCGACCGAUAUCCUCGUCUGGCCCGUGGGGUCAGCGCAACCCUCCGUCCUCGCGCGCGUCACUUAUGACCCAGCCACGAUGAAAUCCAACCUGCUCUCAUAUACCCCUCCACAGACGCAAGACGAUGGGUUGGUGCGCGUCGGUCUCUAUACGUCAACACCGACAAGCAACAAGCAAUGGGUGGGCAGUCUCGUGUCGGCCUCCUCUUUCAGCGGCAAUGAGCAACCAACGAUCCGCCUGCACCUCGGUCCCGCCAAUGAGGUCUACCAUGUCUCUCUAGGUGCUUCAUCUGCUACCCAAGACCCUGCUACUGGUGCUCAGGUUGAUCUUGUUGCGAAUGAGCUUGGAGCACAACCGCACUUGAACCGACCUGUGGUUGUCAACCCUGACGGCGGAAACGCUGAGGAACCGGAGGAGAAGUCUCUUUUACAAAGAUACUGGUGGCUUCUGCCCAUUAUCUUCUUCCUCACGAUGUCUGGCGGCGGCGGCGGCGAAGGACAGUCAUAA